AUGCGCCUUCUAACGUCUCUUAGAUCAUCUGUUAAUAUUUCUCGCCAAGGCCCGGCAAAGGUAGGUAAUUCCAAGUCAAUUGCUGGUGAGGACGUGGCGCUAGCAUCGCCUUCGUCGGCGCCACGCACAUUCAGAUCCUUGCCGCAGGAUCUGUUAGAUGGAAUUAAGCCUUUGCUAGUGCUUCUGCAGGCCCAUUCGCGUAAAACUUACUAUGAAUGGGCUCUCGAUACCCUAACACAAGAUAUAUGGCAAAUCACGUCGAAGGAUCGUCCCACCCACUUUUAUCCUGUUCGGAAGCUCUUGCUAGUGGGGACUGAAGUGAUUGUUGAGGCUGAGGAGUUGGGUGCUUGUAAGGUUAGUCUCGUUGAGCAGAAUGAUAGGGUGCAACGUUUGGGUAUUGAGGUUUCAGGACAGGUUCUUAGCCUGAACGGCGGCGAAGUGGUCUUUACCUGUACAAAUCCUUCCUCUUUAAAAGAUAUGGAGAAACUUUGUCUACUGUCAGUUUUCGAAUACUAUUCCAUUCUCAAAUCUGUCACUGGUACCAUAAUCUCGGGACUUGGUAUUAUAUUAUCCGACAUGCAUGUGGUCCUCAGCUCGGCAUUCAAUUACAAGGACUGGUGCGAAAUAUACUUGCAGGAUCAGGGAUGGCUAAAAGUAUGGUGCCAUAUCGAUAAGGUUGGCAAGAGAGGUUCAGGGAGCCAGCAGUCCGGUCGAUGCCAGAUCAAAUUUUAUAAAGACAGAAAGCAAGCCUCCUCCAGCAACCUAGUGUGUUUCAUUCCUGACUGUGAAUACACGCAGGACAUGUUUUUCUACAAGGACUGCAAGCAGGCGAGCCCUGACUACUCACAAAUGGAUCUUCAAGAGUUUCUCGAAAAUUUGAACAUGAUCAAGAUUGUUGGAAACGUGUGCUUCCCGCAGGAAGGGUUCCAGAAGAACAGAUCGCGUUCGUCUUCAACCAUGUCUUUUUUGAACGGCAAUGAAACUUCAUCCAAGCGCUCCUCAGUUGCCGCGAGCCCGAAGUCGACCAGCUCCCGCCUGAAGGCGCUGUCGCCAACAAAAGGCCAGCACCGGCGCAAAACCUCAGAGCUCAGCCUCGAUUCGAAUCACUCCCAGUAUAAGGAUCUCGAAAACUGCAUAACCGACCCCAAGGGUUUGUUGAUAAGACCCUUAUCUCACAAUGGCGUCCACCAUCUCGAGGCCAUGAUCAGAAUGAUAAUCCCCAUGAUGGACUGCACAAGGCUCUACGGACGUCCCUCCCUCUUCAAGAGCAAUCGAAGCCACCCGGAGUCUCUAAUGUUUGGUCUACCGAAGCUGCCGACCGUAGACUAUUUUGCCAGAGAGGAAUUGAGUUCACUGCACAUGCCCGGAUUUGAAGCCGGAAAAUUUCCCUCCACGGAUUCCAACGCUGUCGCUAUGCAUUACUACUCCAGAUCUUUACAUGAGAAAAUGACACAAGAUCCCCACAGAGACCGUAAGUUGUCCUUCAGGCAACUCGCAAGCAUAACAGACCACGGUAAGGAACAACUACCCGUGUUGGAGAAGCAAGAAGGGUCGUUCCUGGGCUCAUUGACCUCUUUAAUGGUGUAG
Messenger RNA from Torulaspora globosa, 1587 nucleotides. RefSeq names its product Tph3p (gene TPH3). The record is from RefSeq and is a predicted model, not a curated record. Lineage: Eukaryota; Fungi; Ascomycota; Saccharomycetes; Saccharomycetales; Saccharomycetaceae. The coding region runs from base 1 to 1587 and encodes 528 amino acids. The transcript has a single exon.